Molecule: messenger RNA, 3364 nt
Organism: Aspergillus ochraceoroseus IBT 24754
Lineage: Eukaryota; Fungi; Ascomycota; Eurotiomycetes; Eurotiales; Aspergillaceae
Product: coatomer subunit beta
Exons: 6
Coding region: 165-3035 (956 amino acids)
Biological process (GO): intracellular protein transport; intra-Golgi vesicle-mediated transport; endoplasmic reticulum to Golgi vesicle-mediated transport
Cellular component (GO): COPI vesicle coat; cytoplasm
Molecular function (GO): structural molecule activity
Source: RefSeq, a predicted model, not a curated record
CCCGGAUUGCCUGCAUUCGCACGGAUGAAUACUAGGUAGGCGAGGGGAGUCGAAUUGUUUGAUAUUAUCUGCUUCUGCUUACUUUGUGAUUUUGGGGAGUGCUAUUCUGCUCUCCUCCCUCCUCCGCCCCUGUUACGGCCGUUCGCUCCCCGAAAUCGUACACUAUGGCGUCAUUUCUGGAUAAUGCGUACAGUUUGGUCCACCUGGACAACACUGCAGAUCAGCCUUCCAUCCAGGAGCUGAAAGUGCAGUUGGAGAAAGGCACCGAUGAGACCAAAAUGGACACAAUGCGCAGGAUCAUCACGAUCAUGCUCAAUGGAGAUCCUAUGCCUCAACUAUUGAUGCACAUUAUCCGUUUUGUUAUGCCGUCAAAGAGCAAGUCUCUCAAGAAAUUGCUGUACUUCUAUUAUGAAAUCUGUCCUAAGCUUGAUUCCAAUGGCAAGCUUAAGCAGGAGAUGAUUCUGGUGUGCAAUGGCAUUCGAAAUGAUCUUCAGCACGCCAACGAAUACGUUCGAGGCAAUACCCUUCGAUUUCUAUGCAAGCUCCGAGAACCUGAGCUCAUCGAACCUCUCCUCUCAUCUGCCCGCUCAUGCUUGGAUCACCGACACGCUUAUGUGAGGAAGAGUGCAGUAUGGGCUGUCGCGUCUAUCUUCCAGCACUCCGAAUCCCUCAUUCCAGAUGCGCCAGAACUCAUACAAGCUUUCCUCGACACGGAGACCGAUGGCACAUGCAAACGCAAUGCAUUUGCGGCGCUCAUGUCUAUUAGCCACCAGAAGGCUCUAGAGUAUCUAGCGUCUACAUUUGACAGCGUUCCCAAUACAGAUGAGUUGCUUCAGCUCGUGGAGUUGGAGUUCAUUAGGAAGGAUGCAGUGCAAAACGCCCAGAACAAGGCGCGAUACUUGCGUUUGAUCUUUGAUCUCUUGGAUGCGUCAACAAGUACUGUGAUUUACGAAGCCGCCACAUCCCUCACUGCACUUACCAGCAAUCCCGUUGCCGUGAAAGCCGCCGCUGGGAAAUUGAUCGAGCUGAGUAUCAGGGAGGCCGAUAACAAUGUUAAGCUCAUCGUUCUCGACAGAGUCGACCAGCUCCGAAUCCGUAACGAGGGUGUUUUGGACGACCUUACGAUGGAGAUCUUACGCGUCCUCUCUAGCCCUGACAUCGAUGUUCGCCGGAAGGCCCUCAGCAUCGCCCUGGAGAUGGUUUCAAGUAAGAACGUAGAGGAGAUUGUUAUGCUGUUGAAGAAAGAGCUUGCCAAAACCGUCGAUGAGCAGUAUGAGAAGAACAGCGAGUACCGUCAACUCCUAAUCCAAUCGAUUCACAACUGCGCUAUCAAAUUCUCGGAAAUCGCCGCUAGCGUUGUUGACCUUCUGAUGGACUUUAUUGGCGACUUUAACAACAAUUCUGCAGUUGAUGUGAUCUCUUUUGUCAAGGAAGUCGUCGAGAAAUUCCCCAAGCUGCGGGCCGCUAUUGUGGAUCGCCUUGUUUCGACUUUGAGCGAAGUCCGGGCAGGAAAGGUGUACCGUGGUGUUUUGUGGGUUGUUGGUGAAUAUUCGUUGGAGGAGAAGGACAUCCGGGAGGCGUGGAAGAAGAUUCGGGCCAGUCUUGGGGAGAUCCCUAUUCUCGCUUCGGAGCAGCGACUCCUCGACGAAGUGCCAGAAGAUAGUGUGCUCAAGGAACAAGUCAACGGCCAUGCCAAGUCCGCAGCUCCUACAGGGUCCAGAAAGGUUUUGGCUGAUGGCACAUACGCAACUGAAAGUGCUCUCACCAGCCAGUCUGCGGCUGCUGCCCGUCUUCAAGCCGUUAAGGCGGCUCAGAAGCCUCCUCUUCGCCAGUUGAUUCUCGACGGCGAUUACUACCUGGCAACUGUUCUGUCAUCCACAUUGACCAAGCUGGUAAUGCGUCAUUCGGAAGUCUCUCAGGAUGUCGCUCGAACCAACGCCCUGCGUGCGGAAGCCAUGCUGAUCAUGAUCUCCAUUAUCCGUGUUGGUCAAUCUCCGUUUGUUACAGCGCCCAUUGACGAAGAUUCCGUGGAUCGUGUCAUGACAUGUGUCCGCUCUCUUGCUGAAUUUUCUCAGAGGAAAGAGCUGGAGACCACCUUCCUUGAGGACACACGGAAGGCAUUCCGUGCUAUGGUUCAAGUCGAGGACAAGAAGCGCGCCGCCAAGGAAGCUGUCGAAAAGGCCAAGAGUGCAGUCCAGAUCGACGAUGCAAUUCCCAUCCGCCAGUUCACCAAGAAGAGCGCUGUGGAAGGUGCCGAGGAGAUUGAGUUGGAUCUGGUAAAGGCUACAGGAGCCGAUUCCACCAUCGAGACCGUGUCUUCGAAGCUGAGCCGUGUCGUACAACUUACCGGGUUCUCGGAUCCGGUCUACGCCGAGGCCUAUGUCACAGUUCACCAGUUCGAUAUCGUUUUGGAUGUGCUCUUAGUAAACCAGACCCUGGAAACUCUACAAAACCUGUCUGUUGAGUUCGCAACCCUCGGAGAUCUGAAAGUUGUGGAGCGCCCAACAACGCACAACCUUGGUCCUCGGGACUUCUUGAAUGUGCAGGCUACAGUCAAGGUAUCUUCGACAGACACAGGUGUCAUUUUCGGUAACAUUGUGUACGAUGGUGCUAGCUCGACUGAAUCCCAUGUGGUGAUACUCAAUGACAUCCACGCCGACAUUAUGGAUUACAUUCAGCCCGCUCACUGUACCGAGACCCAGUUCCGGACGAUGUGGACCGAAUUCGAAUGGGAGAACAAGGUCAACAUUAACUCCAAGGCAAAGAGUCUCCGUGAAUUCCUCAAGCAACUCAUGGAAAGCACCAACAUGGCGUGCCUGACCCCCGACGCAUCGCUCACUGGGGAUUGCCGAUUCCUCAGUGCUAAUCUAUAUGCUCGCAGUGUAUUUGGCGAGGACGCUCUGGCGAAUCUGAGUAUUGAAAAGGAAGGAGAAGAUGGACCGAUCACCGGCUUCGUGCGGAUAAGAAGCCGUUCCCAAGGCCUAGCUUUGAGCCUGGGAUCGCUGAAGGGCCUCAAAGCCUCCACUGCUGCAUGAAUAGAAUACUAAGCUUCGUUUGACCGGGCAUUUGAAUAGUGAUUAUUCCCCUUAUUAUUUAUUACAUUAUCGUAUUAACAUACUUGCCUGUUCCUCUCUUCUUGUGCGACGAACCCCCCCCUUUGAUGGAUGAAUCUGUUUGACCAUAUGCUUCUUUUACUGUGUUUUACCGGAUGAGAAAAGAGAUUCCUUUCAAUGAAAUUACCUUGCAUUUCCUGUGCUUCUCCAGGGAUGGACAGACGAUGGUGGCGCUGCUAGUGGAGCAGGUUUUCUGUCGAAUUUAGACUAUCCCCAACUAGGGAGAAUAGUGGCCACCUGACAAGUGCUAA